Molecule: messenger RNA, 1398 nt
Organism: Adineta ricciae
Lineage: Eukaryota; Metazoa; Rotifera; Eurotatoria; Adinetida; Adinetidae
Source: the annotation of a GenBank genome assembly
AUGGCUCAGAAUCUGGAUGACAUCGGUGAUAAUCCUCAAAGUGAAGAUUUCUUUGAUGACCGAAGUGUGCAAUCAGCUCAUUCAUUUGUACAAGAUGACGAAGAAAAUGUUCAACGAACUUCGAGUAGUCUCAACAAUUAUUGUAUCUUACCACCGAUUAAAUCCACAACGAAAGAAAAUAACUCUCAACAACCAUAUUUCAUCAAGCAAUUACAAGAUAAAUAUCAAUCGGAAAAGAAUGAUCCAGGUGAGGUGGAAAAUGAAGCCAAAUUGGACGAUGCUUAUUUGAAAAUGAAGCGACUCGAUCGAGCACUUGAAGAAGCAUUCGAAAAAGAGAAACAAGUGAAAAUUGAGACAAUGUCGUUAAUGAAAAAAUUACGUAAUGAAAUGCAAUCAAUGGGUGGAACUAUUCGUGAUGAUACAAAUGAAUUAUCUCAUGCUGAAUCUAAUUUACGACGAUUUUUAGCGCUUGACGAUGAGCUUUUACGAUUAGAUGGUUAUCCUAAUGAAUCGAACAAUCCUCAUUCCACCGAAUCGAUAUUUAAAACUCAACUAAACGAUCCACUCGAUGAUUCUCACAGUACACACAAAAGUGAGAAAGGUUCUGUACAUCAUCCGAACGUGUCCUCCGUCAACUCCAAGAAAAAAUCUAGUAUCUCAUCAAAUUCCACAUUGAAUAAUAAAACCAAAAUGAAGAAAGACAAAAUGCCUCCACCAGAAAAAGAUUUUAUCAAACGUAAUAUUCAAUUAGCCAAAGAAGCCGGUGGAACAUGGGCGUUAACCGACGAUGAAAAACAACGUUUAAACCAACUAUUAAAUGAAGAUGAACAAACAAAUGCCGUGGCAUUGGCCAACGAACAAAUCAAUGGCUACAUUCCCUCAUUCAAUGAAAAUCAACGGUUGAAAGAAAUUGAUGAUUUAUUAGAAAAAGAAUAUUACAAUCCGUUGCUGAAUCAUCAAUUACGAAAACACAAUGAUACGAAUGAUAUUGAUUAUAGUAGCAUGCAACAAAUAACAAAUGAAGAAAAUGAUCAACUGGAAAAUCAGUUUGGCGAACGAACAUUGAAAGAAACACGUUUACAGCGCGAACAUACGCAACGAUUGAGACAAAUUGAUGAGAAAUUAGAAGAUUUCCAUCGGUCGACGACAGACGAUCGAGUCGAAGCUAUUCUUUCCGAAGAACAAUUAAAUGAAUUACUUGGACAAUGUGCAGUUGAUGAAAUGAAAACUCGAUACUCAUUGUUAAAUCGCGAAAAUUCAGAUCAACAGGCAAUCGAUUUCGAUGGUCUAUCUAAUUAUGCAUUAACACAUUAUGUUGAAAAUACUCGAGGACCAAUGAUAACCGAUGAAAUUAUUCAAUUAUUGCUAAAUGAAGCCCAACAAGAAGAAAUCAUGUGA